AUGACGUCGUUGCCGAGUAAGGCCCGUUUCACACGUGAGCGGGAAUUGCGCAAGCCUAAUUGCGGUGACUUAGUGGUCUGUCAUGCGCAAUUUAGUACUGUAUCUGAUCAAAUGGAGCAGUUCACACGAGUGAGUCCACCGCAGCGUGCAGAUCUCUCGAAGGCCUUUGAUUGUGUCAAUGCUGAAAUUCUUAUUGGCAAACUUUCGGCCCUGGGCAUUCAAAAUUAUGCCAGAGAUUGGCUUGCCUCAUACCUGUCUAACAGCGUGACUCAUCAAAACAGCUGGGACCAAUCACAACAGAAGCUUUUGUUUGCUUUGUCAGUCCGCGCCAUCGCCAGUGAGCAAGCUGUACGCUCUAAGUGGAAAUACUUGCGCGUGACAGUCAGCUGCCGGCGGCCGCUAUAUAUGGCUUAUAACAUCAAGCCUUCGAUAGUCGGGUCCUCAUUCGAUGAAACAACAAUGGAUCCUUCAAUCAAAGAAUUUCUAUCCCUGCUGGACUCUGAUGUUGACAUGAAAUCCAAAGAUGUAAAAAGGCGUUCUCUUCUCCAUUGUGCUGUGCGGUUGAACUUUGAAUUUGGAGUUGAUUUGUUACUGGAUAGAGGUUUUGACAUAAACUCAACAAGUUCAGGUGAAACUCCUUUACAUGUUGCUGCAUGGAAGCGAUAUAGCUCAAUUUUUAGAAAAUUAAUUGAAAGAGGAGCAGAUGUAAACUGUCAAAACAAAAAUGGAUUGACGGUUCUCCACAUUGCAACGAUAAUUGGUUCCCUCCCAUUUGUUGAUAUUUUAUUUAAAGAGGAAGUUGAUGUGAAUAUUAAAGAUGUAAAAGGAAACACUCCUCUUCAUUUUGCAGCUAAAUCUGCAAACUCUACAGUGGUCGAAAGACUUUUAAAUAAAGGAGCCGUUGUGGAUUGUAAAAAUGAUGCAGGUCAACUUCCACUUCAUAUUGCAGCUAAGUAUUGUAAUCAAAGACCAAUUUUCCAGUUAUUGUUGUCAGAAGGAUCUGAAGUAUCUGCAAAAGAUAAGAAGGGAAGAUCGCCAUUACACUUAGCAGCAGAAAAAGCAUUUUUAAAUGGAGCCAUCGUACAUAAUUUGCUAGAGUGGGGUGCAUCUCCAUUAGAGAAGGAUGAUAAUGAUGAACGACCUUCAGAUGGAGCCUCAUACAUUUGGACGGAGCAGUAUAUGGACGAGCGAAAAGAAGGGCAGCUCUGUUAA
Molecule: messenger RNA, 1212 nt
Organism: Homalodisca vitripennis (glassy-winged sharpshooter)
Lineage: Eukaryota; Metazoa; Arthropoda; Insecta; Hemiptera; Cicadellidae
Product: serine/threonine-protein phosphatase 6 regulatory ankyrin repeat subunit C-like
Exons: 5
Coding region: 1-1212 (403 amino acids)
Molecular function (GO): protein binding
Source: RefSeq, a predicted model, not a curated record